AAAUGAGGAAGGUGAAGAGGGAAUAUUCAACAACAACAAGCACGGUGCACAGCAAGACAGGUUGCCCCUCCUUCGACCCACCAUGCUCCAGCACGCUCUACUGUCUGUUGGCUGCAAAGCCUGGCGCGCGCUCUCCUGCCCGAUAUCUGAGCUCCGGCUGGACCUCACUCUUGGAUGUGGACAAACGUUUCGGUGGCGUGAAACAGGGGAUGGCCAUUGGACAGGAGUGAUGGGUGGCCGAGUAUGGACCCUUACCCAGACAGAUGACACCCUCUGGUACUAUGUGUACACCAACCAAAACAACCGUGGCACAGGGAGUGUGCCGGAAAUGAGCUCAGGUGCUGAGUCUACAGAGUCUGCACUGGACAAGAGGCUAAAGGGUGUCCGUGUGAAGCAGGAGGGUGAGGAGGGACUAAAGGUGACCUCAGCGCACGAUUCCACUGAACAGGAGCUCCUGAAAGAUUACUUUCAGCUCAAUAUUCAGUUGGAGAAUCUGUACAAAGACUGGGGUGCCUGUGAUGACCACUUCAGGCAAAUAGCCAGCAUUUUCACAGGAGUGCGUAUGCUGAAACAGGACCCCGUGGAGUGUCUCUUCUCGUUCAUCUGCAGCUCCAACAACCAUAUCUCACGCAUCCAGGGCAUGGUUGAGCGUCUCUGUCACACACUAGGACCUCGCCUGCUCACAAUUGAGGACACGCACUAUCAUGAUUUCCCUACGCUACAAGCCCUUGCAGGUAAUGAUGUUGAGGCAUGCUUGCGUGACCUGGGCUUUGGCUACCGCGCUCGUUUCCUGCAGCAGAGCGCUCGGCUCAUCCUGGACAAGCACAGCCCUGAUUGGCUACAUCAGCUCCGCAGCGCCCCCUAUGAAGAGGCACGGGAAGCGCUGCGUACUUUGCCUGGUGUCGGAGUCAAGGUGGCCGACUGUGCGUGUCUGAUGUCUCUGGAUAAGCUAGAUGCUGUUCCUGUCGAUACACAUGUGUGGCAAAUUGCCAAGCGAGAUUAUGGCUGCAGUUCUGGCAAUGGCCAGAAGACGCUCACAGACAAAGUGCACCGAGAGAUUGGAGAUUUCUUCAGACAGCUCUGGGGUCCUUAUGCAGGAUGGGCACACUCUGUCCUGUUCUGCGCUGACCUGAAGAAGUUCCAGAAGCUGAAGGAGCAGGCUGCAGGCGUGAAGACCGAGUCGGUGAAAUCAGAGGGCGACCAGAAGGGGAAGAGCGGCUCUAAGAAACAGAAAGACAGAUUGUCGGAGAGGAACAACGUCAAGGGGAAAACUGCGAAGAAGAUCAAGUUGGAGAAACCACUCGGCAGGAACCGAACUGUCAAGGAAGAAGGGGAGUAAAAUCUGAAUCAGAGGCUGAGAGAACUGAAAAUAAGACAUUUCUCCUGCUUGAUGUCAGGAGUACAGCUGUCAGCUCUCCAACAACAGCAACCCAGCAAUAUAUAAGUGAACAUGGCAGUGUUGUUGAGUUUGACAGUCAUGGUCUGUGUGGUUGUAGUGCCAUAGGGUCAAACGGUACAGUAAGCCUCCACUCAGGUGGAACUCAAGCUGCUAGAGCAACGGUGAAUGGAACGGCUGAAAGAUCGUCCUUCGUAUUUAAGAGAAUACUGUACUGUUCAGUAGAACUUAUGGAAUGUACAUCUAAUUUGAACUCUGAAAGGAUGGCUGAGUCCUUCAAAGGGCACAGAGAGCUUUUUGAUCUCAAGUUAAGGAAUUAUUUGUAAAAUAAGAUGCAGAGCUCAGUUUAUAAACCUUGUGGAGGAAUGAUGGGGGCUAGUAAACAGUUAUUGGGCCUCUUCUACAGGAAACACCUGAUAUAGCUGGAGGUGCAAGCUUAUGAGAUUGUGAAGUACAAAAUCCAUCCAACAGUUUUAGGACAUUUGAGUUGCUCGGCUACUCACAUGUCUAAUCCGAUGGUGGAACAGUGACAUAUUUGCUAUCAAGGAUAUUUUUCUUCACUGUGUCCUUCACCAUAUUUGCUAUUUGUUUCUAUGUGUUAUAGAAGUCGGAUCACAUCCUGUCUUAUCUGAGUAGCACGGCAGGUGAACGUGUGAGUUGUUUGAAUUAAAUGGAUGCCAGUAUGAAUUAACGAGGGAGUAAUGUGAUAAAGGAGGCUGAGGCAGGAAAUGUCAUGCAGGCUGCAGGCAUUAACUGGCCUCUUUGGAUUUGGACUACCCAGGUGUGUCUGACGCAGUGCAUUGCAUUCCAGUGAACAGGAAAUCUGUUUAAGGUUAGCCGCAUACCUCCCUGUCCUCACCAGCGGAGCCAUUCCACCUCUCAGGACUGUGUCCUCAAACACCCACUGUACAGAAUAAUAUCCACAAAACCACUUACGACACUGUCAAUGCGUUAGAUACCAGUUAUUCUCAUAUUCAACUUUGCUGCCAUUUAAUGACCAAAAGGUGGCGCUCAAGAUAAAUUAUUUUGUUCCCCCUAUUUUGGUAAACAGUCCCUGCUAGUCACAUUUCACAUACUAUUUGUUAAGCUCAUGAGCUUUAAGCUACCCUGUUUCAAUAUAGAUAAAAUCUCAUGUCAUGUCACUGUAAUUGUCACAUAUAAGAAGUCAGCUAUUAAAAAAUGUG
Molecule: messenger RNA, 2580 nt
Organism: Sardina pilchardus (European sardine)
Lineage: Eukaryota; Metazoa; Chordata; Actinopteri; Clupeiformes; Clupeidae
Gene: ogg1
Product: 8-oxoguanine DNA glycosylase
Exons: 8
Coding region: 83-1339 (418 amino acids)
Biological process (GO): nucleotide-excision repair; base-excision repair, AP site formation; base-excision repair
Cellular component (GO): nucleus
Molecular function (GO): 8-oxo-7,8-dihydroguanine DNA N-glycosylase activity; damaged DNA binding
Source: RefSeq, a predicted model, not a curated record